Molecule: messenger RNA, 1458 nt
Organism: Capronia coronata CBS 617.96
Lineage: Eukaryota; Fungi; Ascomycota; Eurotiomycetes; Chaetothyriales; Herpotrichiellaceae
Exons: 1
Coding region: 1-1458 (485 amino acids)
Biological process (GO): intra-Golgi vesicle-mediated transport
Cellular component (GO): COG complex
Source: RefSeq, a predicted model, not a curated record
AUGGCAGCCUCAAACCCUGCUACUACAACCUCGACCUACAUCGACAUUGCCUCGCUUUCAUCAGACCAAUUCUCUCCAUAUUCUCAUGCCAACAGUCUCAUCCUCGCCACCAAUAACCCCUCAGAUCCCACCAUAGACCUUACAACUCCGCUGUCACGGGUCCUAUUCGAUCUGCAAGAGAUCGACUCACACAUCCAUACAUUGACAUCUCGGUCGGCCCUGGAGAUCUUGACCUACACAUCUAGCCAAAACGCCGCCGCACAAAGAAUCCUUGCCAAGGUCGAAGAUGAGCGAGCGCGGCUUACCACCAGCUACGAACGGCUAGAGAAGGAAGUGAUGGUCCGGCACCAGCGGGCAGUCGACGCGAAGGAGGUGGCUCAACGAAGCUGGGAAGUCCUCCGACUAGGCCGCAAUGUGCAGAGGAUCCUUGCCCUUGCAAGACAGCUCGAGGUGAUUCUGGCCGAGUCGGGCUUGGGAGGUGGUGCGAGGCAUGGAAAAGAGGACCAUGCCGCGCUCACCCGUGCAAGCCUCAUCGUCCUUGCUUUCCGUGAGGCCAUGAGCGGGAAGGAUGGCGACGACCUUGGCCGCAUCAACCUCGUCAAGACCCUGCGCGGUCGGGUUUUUGAAGAUGGCGAGGCUAGGCUUCUAGAUUUCGCCCGACGCGUCGUCCGCGAAUUUUCAAUGACUACACUCUCGUCCACACCUAGCGGUGGACUGUCUACUGCCGGCCCAACAUUUCGCGAAACAGAGGACAGUCGUGCGAGAUUCAUGAGUGCGGUGCAUAUCCUCUAUCUCCUCUCUCCUGCACCCAGAAUCGACGGUGAACGCAUGGCCAAGAAGGACUUUGAGCCCGAGCAUCUGAUCCGUUCGUUGCAAGGAUACCUUCACACAGCCAUCACUUCGAGUGCCGCCUCCAUUGGACGUGCCCUUGGUCAGCUUCCCACAUUAGACAGGGCGUUACUGGAAGCCAGUGCCAGGUGCCAGAAUGUGGUCGCCCUGGAAGUUUUGCUGCGAGGCAUCUAUGCUCCGGAACACCCCCUGUUGCGCGCUGACGGAUCCGACGAAAAUAUCAAGAACACCACUGAUGAGGACAGUGACGAGGAAGAUGGCAUCGAGGACCCUACAGAACAGUCGUCCGAGUCUUUCCUCUCCCUCCUCCUCAACGCCCUUGACACUGCUUCGCUACCAUCUUACUUUUGGCGCUCUCUGGCAUCCUCUCUAGCUCCCCGAGUGUCCGAGAUCCUCAAUCGGGGAGGAGUUGCUGCACGCACGCUUCGGAGUCAACGCGACACUGUCCGAGCGGAAAUACGCGAAUGUGUGCUACGGGGUUCGAAGAUGCCUCGGACCGUUACUCUAGGAAAUAGUGGUGCAGCAGCAAAGGCAGAGCAACCGGUGGAUAACUGGGAAAGAGAAGCUGCUGUCAUGGUUGGGAGUGUCUUGGCUCCGCUAGGACGAUAG